Messenger RNA from Saccostrea echinata, 713 nucleotides. RefSeq lists its product as uncharacterized. Lineage: Eukaryota; Metazoa; Mollusca; Bivalvia; Ostreida; Ostreidae. The coding region runs from base 63 to 584 and encodes 173 amino acids. The transcript is spliced from 4 exons. The record is from RefSeq and is a predicted model, not a curated record.
CCGGAGACAACUUGGAGAUCGAUAUAUAGUGCAAUUAUAGUAGAUUGGCGGCGUAUACGGUUAUGACAAUUUGUUUUGUAUUCGAUUGUAACCACCAAGGGUUGAGAAAAACAUGUAAGAUGUUUCGCUUCCCAACCAGCCUCGCAUUGGCGAAGAAAUGGGAAAAACUUUGCAGACGUAAGGAUAGAAGCAUGAUCCCUCAGAAUGACAGGAUCUGCAGCUGUCACUUUGUAGAUGGUGAGAAGCGUAAUGGCCCCACCCUCUUCCCAUGGAGUUGUGGAAAAAUGUUCAAUUUCCCUGAUCCGAGCAAAAUAAACAGCUUGUCGAGAACCGGAAAAAAAGAGAUAAAAGAAAAAGCAGUCUCUGAAGACCAGUGUGAAUCUACUGCAAUGUCAUGUCAACCAUUACACGUUUCUCUAGAUCACACCUAUCAGGCUUCAUAUCAUCAGUUAAAAGAAGAGAAUCAGAACCUGAGGCGUGAGGUUGAAGAACUAAGAAUACAGGUCAGGAUGAUGUCAACAAAGCGAGCAUUCAGGAUUGGUGAUAUCAUAAGUGAAGAAAGGAAGGUACGUUUCGGAAGAUAAAUAGUAUAAAUAUAUCAGGUAUUAUAUAACAUGUAUAUUAUAGUAUAAAUAGUAUAUAUAAGAUAAAUAAGUUUAAUUUUGUUAUCAUUCAAUAUAGACAUUAAAUUAAAUUUCAGCUAUAAAAACCUU